Molecule: messenger RNA, 305 nt
Organism: Cuscuta epithymum
Lineage: Eukaryota; Viridiplantae; Streptophyta; Magnoliopsida; Solanales; Convolvulaceae
Source: the annotation of a GenBank genome assembly
GGAGUACGAAAUUAUCCCCAAUGCAAGUGCAAUGGAUGCACGUGUGAUCUCAAUAAGCUGUUCCUUAAGCACAUGGAAUCUGAAAAAAUUCAUGACUUUCUAAUGGGACUUGAUCGAGAGACAUAUGGGACUUUAAGAUCUAACAUACUGGGGACGGAUGACGACCUGCCUUCACUGACUAAAGUGUAUCAAUUGGUGAUACAAGAAGAGCGGCAUCAGAAUUUGACGCGAGGAAAAGAAGAAAAAACGGAGGCAGUAGCUUUUGCUGCGCGAGUCGGACCUACUGCCGGAAAAGAGGAACGCGU